AUGCUAGAAGCCAUGGAGUUAAUCUUGAGUUAUGGCUGCAAUUUUCAUAUUUCUACAAACUUCAUAUUUGAUGCUGAAGGGAACGAAACCUUUUCUGGUAAAAUAGGUGUUUUUCCGUUCGUCUUCAAAGAGCCAGCAAAGAGAAAUAGUGUAAAUAGAGUUGCAGGAACUCUUGAAACAAAAUCCAUCACUUCAGUCAAUAGAGAAGUUUGUAGAAAGUUUUUGAUCGAAAAAGUUAUUCCUGUCAUAAAAGAAAAGUGGCCAAGAGAUAAAAUAGGCCAACCAAUUUUCAUUCAACAAGAUAACGCAAGAUGUCACGUCAAUGAGAACGACAUUGAAUUUCGUCAAGCUUCCUCACAAGAUGGGUUCGACAUUCGACUGAUGUGUCAACCUCCCAAUUCCCCUGAACUAAAUGUCUUAGACCUUGGGUUCUUUAGUGCCAUUCAAUCACUGCAACAUAAGGAAACACCGAAGACUAUUGAUGAUCUAGUUGCGGCAGUAGAAAAAUCAUUUGAAAUAUUUUCACCCGACUUGGGCAAUAAGAUGUUCAUAUCAGUACAAACAUGUAUGGUAGAGAUAAUGAAGGCAAAAGGUUCGAACAAAUUCAGUGUUCCACAUAUAAAGAAAGAUGUUAUGCAAAGACAAGGACGGCUACCGGUGUCUAUCAAAUGUGAUUCAUCAUUAGUGGAAGAAGUGCUUGAUCAUUUGAAUUUGCAUUAG
Medicago truncatula (barrel medic) is the source of this 720-nucleotide messenger RNA. RefSeq lists its product as uncharacterized. The transcript is spliced from 2 exons. Lineage: Eukaryota; Viridiplantae; Streptophyta; Magnoliopsida; Fabales; Fabaceae. Gene Ontology annotation, molecular function: nucleic acid binding. The record is from RefSeq and is a predicted model, not a curated record. Bases 1 to 720 code for a protein of 239 amino acids.